This is a messenger RNA of Colossoma macropomum (tambaqui), 5461 nucleotides long. It is a transcript of the gene oxsr1b, whose product is annotated as oxidative stress responsive kinase 1b. Gene Ontology annotation, molecular function: ATP binding; protein serine/threonine kinase activity. The record is from RefSeq and is a predicted model, not a curated record. Lineage: Eukaryota; Metazoa; Chordata; Actinopteri; Characiformes; Serrasalmidae. Gene Ontology annotation, biological process: protein phosphorylation. Bases 225 to 1796 code for a protein of 523 amino acids. The transcript is spliced from 18 exons.
CCACCUCGGCGCUCCGCAGGAAUGUGAAGGCGGGGGCCGCUGGUGGCAAACUUUGGGAAUGAUAUAGUAGCAGGAGCUGUAUGGGAUCGGUACCAUCCGUCGAUGUGGACGGCCUACAUUUGAGCGUUUCUCCUUUAUUGUUAUUUUUCUGUUUCCAGAGCGCAGCCCGAGAGCUUGGACUCGGCGGGGUUUGAGUAGAGAGAAGCGCCGUUAGACCCAAAGCCAUGUCGGAGGACCUGAGCUCCCAACCCUGGUCCAUCUGUAAGGAUGACUACGAGCUGCAGGAGGUGAUCGGGAGUGGAGCCACAGCAGUUGUCCAGGCAGCCUACUGUGUACCCAGAAAGGAAAAGGUUGCCAUUAAACGCAUCAACCUGGAGAAAUGCCAGACCAGCAUGGACGAGCUCCUGAAAGAGAUUCAGGCCAUGAGCCAGUGCCACCAUCCCAACAUCGUCUCGUAUUAUACCUCCUUCGUAGUGAAGGAUGAGCUGUGGUUGGUGAUGAAGCUUCUCAGUGGUGGCUCUGUCCUGGAUGUCAUCAAGCACAUUAUUUCAAGAGGGGAGCACAAGACUGGAGUGCUGGAUGAGCCCAGUAUAGCUACCAUUCUGAAAGAAGUUCUACAAGGACUCGAGUACUUGCACAAAAAUGGGCAGAUUCACAGGGAUCUGAAGGCUGGAAACAUCCUGCUCGGGGAGGACGGCUCCGUUCAGAUUGCAGACUUUGGUGUAAGUGCCUUCUUAUCCACCGGCGGUGACAUCACCAGAAAUAAAGUACGCAAGACGUUUGUCGGAACACCGUGCUGGAUGGCUCCAGAGGUCAUGGAGCAGGUGAAGGGUUAUGACUUCAAAGCCGAUAUCUGGAGUUUCGGGAUCACAGCCAUAGAGCUGGCCACAGGAGCCGCUCCCUACCACAAAUACCCUCCUAUGAAAGUGUUGAUGCUAACCCUGCAGAACGAUCCUCCUACACUGGAGACAGGCAUCACAGAUAAGGAGAUGGUGAAGAAAUACGGCAAAUCCUUCAGGAAGAUGAUCUCGCUGUGUUUGCAGAAGGAUCCGGAGAAAAGGCCUACAUCAUCAGAGCUCUUAAAACACAAGUUCUUCCAGAAGGCCAAGAAUAAUGAAUUUCUACAAGAGAAGCUACUACAGAGAGCACCUACAAUAUCAGAAAGGUCAAAAAAGGUGAGGCGGGUUCCCGGAUCCAGCGGCAGGUUGCAUAAAACAGAAGACGGUGAAUGGGAGUGGAGUGAUGAUGAGCUGGACGAGGAGAGUGAAGAAGGCAAAGCUGCUGUUGCUGCUUUACGGUCACCGAGAGUUAAGGAGGGAUCCCAGAACUCAGAGCUUUUCCAGCCAACAGAGCCUUUCAGCAGUCACCUCCAGGCUGGCGUCCCUGGCCAGGCAGAAAUACCUCAGCCUGGUGGUCAACCUGUGCAGCCCAGUGCACCUGCACAAGCCCUGCCUGUUCCCACCAAUCCUGCCCAGGUUCCAGUCCCUGCAAGUGAUGCCUCUAAAUCACCCAUCAGCUUGGUAUUAAGGUUGAGGAAUCUGAAGAAGGAGCUCAACGACAUACGAUUUGAGUUCAUGCCUGGCAGAGACACUGCAGAUGGAGUGUCCCAGGAGCUGGUGUCAGCAGGCUUGGUAGAUGGAAGAGAUUUAGUUAUAGUUGCUGCUAAUUUGCAGAAGAUAGUUGAUGAGCCUCAAACCAAUAAGAACGUCACUUUCAAGCUGGCGUCCGGUGUGGAGGGCUCUGAGAUUCCAGACGACGUCAAACUGAUGGGGUUCGCUCAGCUCAGCAUCAGUUAAAGUUUGCCUCCACGCGGGGACCAUGACUUGCCUAAAAAUGUGAAAAAAAAAAAAUACAAACGAAACGAAAACACACCAACAGAAUGACAUAUUCAUACUUAACCCCCCCUCUCUUUUCAAAGGCCCUUCAGAUACCACUGCUGCCAAAGAAAACAGUACCGUUGCAUCAGCCCAUAGGAUUUAAUGAAGCUUCCCAGCUGUGGAAGGCAGUGGGGAAGACAGGAUAUCAUAAUCUAUAGGAAUCACUCAAAUAAAGUUUACAAUGUAUAUGUAGAAGGAUGCAAUUUUUCAACACCUACCAGGUAUAAACCUUAUGUUUUUUUCUUUUUUUUUCCAUUUUCUUUUCUUUUGUUUCGUUUCUGUAAUGUCCUACAUUUGCACAAUCUGAACUAACACCCUAAAAUCUUGAUAAAUGUAACAAUGCCUUAUAUUCGAGCUACUGAAUGCAUGUCAGAGGGGGGAAAAUCCCUCAUGAAUUGUGGAGUUUAUCAUGGAAAUGAACGAUUGUGGUUUCAGAUACUAUGGCUAAACUUUUUACUUGUAGUUCUUUCUUUUACUUUUUUUUUUUGUUCUUUGGUCUGGAGAGAAGCAACUAGAACAGUGCAGAAGAGAAGAGUGCCCGAUGCCCACCCCCAUCCCCCCUCCCAGCUUGACAACUUAUUAGCCUUAUCUUGGUGGAAAAGUCUAUUUUGGAUGCACUCUCGAAUCUCUCGGAUUAGACACUGGUGUUCUUAGGCACCCCUUUAGGUCCUCCUUGCUUUUUCGGCUGCUGUACAGAAAUUCUUUGUCCACGUGAUGCACUGGUUAAUAUUACCACACUGCAGAUGUUCUGUGUUCUUUUAGCAGCCACCUACAUGAGACACGCUCUUGAACGUGGAAGCCGUGUAUCACUCACUGGCACUUUGUGCACUCACUUCCACGAAAUCUUGCCAAGAAUAAGAAAAGAAAGUCCUUGGUUUUAAAUAUUCAGCCCUAAAUUUUAGGUUUGCAGGUUUUAGCUCAGUUCUUGUGUACAGUCUUGUGUGGAAACGUUGCAAGUAAACACCACUCAAACCUUUUUUUUCCAAGCACUUCUAUACAACCUCCGUAUGUCUCACAGUGAAAAACAACAAAACAAAACCUUGUACUACUCCAUGGAAUUAAGUUAUUGGUUUUAUAUUACGACUGAUGUUAUUCCUGUUGGGUGUCUGUCUGGUGUUGGCUUUUGUCUCUGUUUUUUGGAGUCUGUUUCUCAUUGGCUGAUGUGGCUGAACCAGUACUUGAUUGAAUCUUCUCUUGUCUGUAAAUAACGUGAUUUUGGGUUUUGAUUUCCUUUUUCUUUUUGUUUUGUUUCUUUUUUUUUAUGGGUUGUUUCACUCAUUGCCUUUUCGUCCGGUGGAGGGGCGUGACACUGGCUGCCAAAGGACACCAAGUUUCGGCUCUUUAGUUUUGUCUCCGCCCUCGUCCGAGCAGGUGUGGCUGUUUCCUUUCAGUGUGGAGGACGUCUGUCUAAUGUUUUUCAGCUCGCAUGCGCCGCCCGUAGUUCAUUUCUGGAGCUACUGUAGCAGUACGACAGUUCACCUUUCUUUGUGACAUGUAGAGCGGUACAGUUAAAGGGCUGCACAAUAUGGUUAAAAUAGCACCUCGAGGGUCUUCAGAGGGGAGCAGCCGUCUAAGCGAUGGCCUUAUCUUUGGGAAACUGCAAGUUUCAUGACUGGGAGUCUAAGAGAGCAUAAUUGUCCUCACUCUCUCUGGGUGUGGAGGAUGGUUCUCAUUCUCCCCUGAUCACUCAGCGCAAUGCUAGCCAAAGUAGGGGUUUGUUAGCUCCUCCAGAUUAUGUGAAGCUCCACAGUUAUGUUAGCGGCAGUUCUACACAUCUAGCCUUUGCUAGCCCUCACCCUCUCAGCUUGGUAGCAACAUGUAAUGGGGAAGACCCAGGUGGACAAUGACUAAAUUUGGGGCAGAGAUUGGGUUAAAACAAAGGAAAACUUUGAGAUUACAUUGCUAUAUAUUGCAAUUGCUUAUGGUCUGCCUACAGAAAUCCCAAUUAAACCUUUGUUUGUCAAAAUGCCUGAAUUUGAGUUAUUAAUUUGAAAUUAUGCUCAUUUGUAAGCAUGUGAAAUGCUGUUUGGAUAGAUUGGAUACUUUUGUCAUGCUAACGUAGCAUGGUGGCAAAUUUGUUGUAGCUAACUGAUGUAAGGCAGGUUGGAAACAACAAAAACAUAAUAGAACAACAAAGAUUUUUACAGUUUCUCAUUACAUACAAUAGCAUCUGUAAAGCCAGUCCAACCUAGCAACAGUUGCUAUGAAAAUUAUGGGAUGUGUGGCCAGAACAUAUGUCAGUAUAGCAUUAUAAUCACAACACUGACCCCUGAAUGUGGAUGGUUAAAGAUUGCCUUCUAUUAUUUGCAUCUGUUGCACCGUGUGAACGCCUUGACUCUUGUAAACAUUCACAGAAGCCCAUCAGGAACUUCUGAGAUUUGGACUUGAUCAUAACGUACAGUAACAAAAAUAAUAUCUGUGUUUCUUACUUGUAAUGCUGAAGCUGAUGUUGCGAUAAUUAAUAAAUGACACAUUGUGCAGCCCUGCUAGACACACCAGAAAGACUAGCACUUAUAUAACAUAUCACAUGCUGUCUGUGAGCUUAGAAGGUAUUUUUAUAGUCAUCCACAUUACAUAAACUCAUACCGCUUUCCUGAUUGGUCCGUUUCUUUGCUCUGGUGAAGCAAAACCUGCUCUUUCACAUGGCUUGGUGAUGCGUUUUUCUGAUGUGAGAGAAAUGCGUAGCUUAGUAGUUCUCUCUGUACAUAAUGGCAAGAAUUUGAGACUCGAGAUUGGCUUUGAUUAUUAAUGCAAGCAUUGUGGCUUCAAUGGUUAGCGUACGGAUGCAGGUCCCUGAAGUUCUGAAUUAAAAAAAAAUUUCCAUUAUUUUCCAUGCAGACAGUAGUGACCUAAGUCCAGUUCUUUUUUUGGAUUUGGUGGUUACAUUGGAGGCUCUCAGAAGAGCUGCAAAUUAUAAGUAGCCUCUAGUUUCUAGCAACUUUGUCUAGCAUCUGUGACGUUUUGAGCGGAAAAAUGUAUUUCUGUGUUGUUUUUUGAUUCCAAUCAGUUCACUAACCAUGUUAAGUAUUUUGAGUAAAUGCCCGUGCUCGGCGAAUAGCAUUCUAUAAUCACUCCGAACGCUCCAGUCGCAAGAUAUACAUAAUUAAAUUAGUCAUAAUAUUGAAUAUGUAUGGUUAAAAUCUUGCCCUUGUACUCUGGUGUGAUUUCAGAAAUCCCAUUCAGAAAUAAAUCUGUACAAAAAUGAAAUUUGUUGCUUAUAGUGCCGUUCACCAAUAUUCAAUUGCUAUGUCUUGAAUAACUCUGUGAAUAUUGAUCUCUUUGAUCUUUUGAGUGAAAUAUACAGUGGGGCCCGUUCAUAAAUAUUGCCCCCCCCCUCCCCAUUUUGCUGUAACCCUGCCCCCUUCCCUUUUUUCUUGCUGAACUGUAUUAUAACGAUGCUGUAGUAUUUGGACAGACUACCUUCACACUCAAAUUACUAUAGGCAAUAACACAAAACUGUAAUAUAUUUAAUUUUUUCAUUAUUAGGUUUUUAUUUUCAUUUCACUCAUUCUUGCUCUUGUUGGUUUUGAACUUCGAAGCAUGUUUCUCUGAUUAUUUUAAAUCAAUAAAGAAUGAACAUAUCA